This is a messenger RNA of Aspergillus pseudoviridinutans, 299 nucleotides long. RefSeq lists its product as uncharacterized. The record is from RefSeq and is a predicted model, not a curated record. The transcript has a single exon. NCBI's taxonomy places the organism in Eukaryota, Fungi, Ascomycota, Eurotiomycetes, Eurotiales, Aspergillaceae. The annotation marks the transcript as partial.
GUGACCUUCAGAAGCCCUAGUCAGCGCCAAGCAUUCCAUCUUAUGAUGAAACAGGUGCCCUAUCUCUUCUUAGUGCUUCCUACUGCAGCUGGCAAAACCACACUAUUCCUUUUAGGGGCUAGUCUAGCUACUAGUCAGGUGACUAUGGUAAUAGUGCCAUUGAUUUCCCUGAAGCUAGACCUAUCUAGGAAGGCUGCUGCCUUAGGCCUCCAGCCUACUAUCUGGGAACCUGGCCAGGUCAUGCCACCAGCUAGUUCUAGGCUUAUCCUAGUGCAGAUUGAACAUCUAGAACAUUCUAG